GUGGGGAAGGCCAGGCCAGGAGGCAGAAGGCGGAGGUGGAGGCGAAGUAGACGUGGUGGUAGUGUUCGUAGUAGUAGUAACACGAAGAGGAGAAAGAGGCAGAAAGAAGGGGGUGGAAGAAGCGGUGGUGUAACGGCGCGGCGGCAGAGUUAGCAGUGGAGCAAAGAGCGUGACAGGGAAAGAGGAAGAAGCGAGAAGGGUGAGAAAGGAGGGUGAAGGAAGAGAGAAAAAGAGAUUGGAGGGAGUGGAAGAGGAGGAGAGGUGGUGGAGGAGGAGGAGACAGGAGAAGCGGAGGACAGGAGAAGCCUCCACUGUCGGAGGACAGAUCCCAACGCACGUCAGGAUCCCAGUCGAACGGACUGCCGUCGGAUCACUGAGGAUAUCCGGUGUACCGGAAACCGCGCGCCGGAAUGGACUCUUUGUGCACCCUCCACAGUGUCCGGCUCGAGGCAACAUCGUCACCCGUCCGUUUCGGACCAUCCUCCGUCUGAUCGAAGAGGGAUCAAAGAGGACCCAGCCAGAAAAGGAGGAGAAUUGUGCUUUAUCGAACUGUUCUUUAUCGAAAGGGGCUACGGAGUGGGAUAGACUGAAAUAAUCGACAGGAUAAUCUGCGAUCGUGCAUAAACUCGCAUGGCUCGGAGGACUGUCAGGGUUCUUACAAUUAGUGUUUUGUUUACGAAUCUGCCACCCGCCGUGCAGCGAUGAGAUCCAAGCCGGUGGCUAGAAGAUUGGCACAGGGAAGCAGCGACGAAGGCGAGUCGACGUCGGGCACGUCGGCUGGAGGAGGUACAGGAAUCGGCGAAAACACGGAAAUGGAGGAGAACGGGUCGAUUCGUGCCGGUAGCAACAGUUCCGGCAUCGGCAGUCAGGUGUACAGGGAGCUGAAGAGCCUGCACUCCAACUCCACCAUCGGCCACGAUUUGUCCCAGGAUUACAAUCAGCAAUCGAGGCCGUCCUAUCAACGAGGUUACUCGCCCGCCAUGGACAAGCAACAGCAACACUACGAGAAGGAACGACAUCGAACAGCCUCGUCGAAGGAGGAAGAAAAGUGUUCGUGGGAUUACUUGGAGAAGAGUGACAGAAAAGAGUACUCGAGAUCGCGGGAGUCGUCGUACAGGAACGAAGCCUACCAGGACACGAUGAAGCAAGAGCAGAAGGAGCAAUCGAAUCGCGAAUGGGUGUCACCGGUGCCGGAGGUCGAGGUGGGAGGCAGCUCGGCCGAUCCUCAGGUUCGAGCGCGAAAGGACAUUCCACGGGGUGCAAGAUUCGGCCCCUUUCUCGGCAAAUGGGCGAGCGAACCUUUCAACCCCCGUUACGCAUGGGAGGUUCGUACCGCUGGAAGCGGUGUCAGGGGGUGGUUGGACGCAUCCCACGAAACGAACAACUGGCUGAAAUACAUUCGCAGCGCCAACAGUCCGCACGCGGUUAAUAUGCGGCACGUGCUGAUCGGCGGACAGAUGGUGUACGAGGCCGUACGGGACAUAGCGGCGGGUGAAGAGCUUCUUCUCGGUGUUCGAGAACCUCUUCAGCUGCAGGACAUGCUUGGUGAAAAUACGACCGAGGACAGAAGCGAUAGAGAGACCGCCUCGCAACACAGCGGCACCGUUGACGAGGAUAAAGAGGACGAGGAAGAGGGUGAGACCAGGUGCACCGUAUGCGACAAGCCGUUCCAAGACAUCGAACUAUUGGACAGCCACCUGGUAUCCUGUCACAGAUAUCCUGCGGAGCAACACCGCUGCGAUACCUGUCCCCGUGCCUACGCCUGGCGACCUCUUCUAGUUCGUCAUCGCGCGAUCGUUCACGGUGAUCUUCGAAAUUAUCCCUGUGAAAAUUGUCCAAAGUCGGACAAACCGCAGGUCUUCACGGAUCCGUCGAACCUGCAGCGUCACAUCAGGACGCAUCACGUGGGCGCGAGGAGUCACGCGUGCACCGAGUGCGGCAAAACGUUCGCCACCAGUUCCGGCCUGAAACAACACACCCAUAUCCACAGCAGCGUGAAACCGUUCCAGUGCGAGGUCUGCUUGAAGGCGUACACCCAGUUCUCCAAUCUAUGCCGGCACAAACGAAUGCACGCGGACUGUCGCAUGCAGAUCAAGUGCGCUAAAUGCGGACAGUCUUUCAGCACCGUCACCUCGUUGUCGAAGCACAAACGAUUCUGUGAUUCAACGCCACCGACCGGUCCACCAGGAGCCAUGCCGCAAUUACCGACCUCGGCACCGAGCCCUUUCCUCGUCUAUCGACCUCCCGUCAGUCUACCGGGUAGUCUCCCAUACUACCCGUCCAGUCUGAUGGGCCCGUACCCAGGAAUAUUUCCAAACGCUCCGCACUUCUUGAACACCCCACUGUUGUUCCCGCCUAAGGUUGAGGAAGCCGAGAAGAGAAGCGACAGUCCGAAGAAGGAACGUUUCACCCCGCCAAGGGUGCUACCCCAGCACAGCAAAGUUUCUCCAUCCACCGCCGAAGAAGCUACUUCGUCGUUCAGACCCUCUCCAGCUAGACCGCCUGUCCAGCCUACUCCAGAGAGCGACGACGAUCCCUCGAAGAAGCGAAAAGUUGGCGGAAACAACGAGAAGAAGGUGGACUCUGAGCAUAAUUCAACAAACGCGAACGAAGAGACGACGGAUCAACCUCUGGAUCUGAGAGUCCAAACGAAGAAACAAAAAACAACAGCGAAUACCGCCGAGAGGAACAACCACAGUCCUUCGCCUGUUCCAGCACCGAUGGAGGAAGCUCCACCGCCUCCUGAACCUCCCAAGCCCGAAGAAGAGGUCCACGCACCGAUAGACGUCGAUACCAAGGACGUACCCAGUAGUCUGCAACUGAGAACCAGUUUACCUGAACAACCGGUCACCAAUACUCCGCCGCACAUGGCUUACCCCAGACCCAUUCAUCCCAUGUUCCUGGAGGCCAUGUACCGCGGUCCAACGGGCAGUUUCCCAGGCUUUCCAGGCGGACCGCCUCCUGGAAGUGGCACGCCAGAGUCCAGGCUAUUACCACCGCUCCAACCGUUCGAACCACCCCGUGGGCUUCCUUUUUUAGGGACGUUCAUGAACGGGCUCAGCGGCGCUAGGCCAGGAGGCGGAGGAUUCGACCUGCUUGCCAGGCCACCGUUGGGACCGUUCCCCGGUGUAAAGCCGUUUCAAGAGGCCGUAAUCGCGCCCCAUCACCAUCACCAUCCUCAUCACGCUCACGGCAAGAUGAAGGACCGAUACUCCUGUAAGUUUUGUGGCAAGGUAUUCCCCAGAUCAGCCAAUCUGACUAGACACCUGCGGACACAUACCGGCGAGCAACCCUACAAGUGCAAGUACUGCGAGAGAUCCUUCAGCAUCUCCAGCAAUCUCCAGAGACACGUUAGGAACAUCCACGACAAACAGAGACCAUUCAAGUGUCCCUUAUGUGAGAGAUGUUUCGGGCAACAGACCAAUUUGGAUAGACACUUAAAGAAACACGAAGCUGACGACGGCAGUGGAGUCGUCUCUGUGGCUGAUUCACCAGGUAGUAGCAACGAGAACGAACGCGAGGACACGUAUUUCGACGAAAUCAGGUCGUUCAUGGGCAAGGUAACGUACGGUGGUGAAGCAGGUUACGGGCUACCCCCUCACCCUGCUUACCUACCCAGCAGACUACACGAAAUGCACGAGUCCAAGAUGGAAACCGAGUACGACGAGGACGAAGACAGCGAGGAAGGAGUGUCCCCUUUAGACGAAACCGAUGGAUUGUCCCCCGUCGAGGCCAAGGAAUCCACCCCACCCCCGCAGUACGAUCUGAAGCUGAGGGAGAAGCAAGAAAUGCUCAAUAACAACACCGCCGAACCGGUCAUCGAAAUUUCUACAUAGCCCAUAGGUCGCGUAGGUUAAACGAGGAGAAAAAUCGUCCUUUUGGAACGGACUGAUCCUCUUUUAGUGACACAUAGAACUGUUACGAGGAUGUUUGUCUCGAUGUAAUUUUUUAACCGUAGAUAGAUUCCGUCGAUCGUGUUUACUCGUAGUGAAAGAAGUGUUGGUUCGAGGAUUGUGUUACGGGAUUACUUAAUACAUCGACCUCUUGUUUUUUUCACGUCUCUGUUAUUUUCGCACCCCAACAGUGAGAGCGUAAAAGAGAUCGAACGAAACACCACUGUCUUUUUUUCACACGCAAACACACACACACACACACACACACACCGGUUACGAGCAAAUUGUUCAAUAGCGUAGUUCCUACAGACUCGUUCUCAUUGUACACGCGCACGUAAAUUAAUAAUCGUUCGAAUCCUGACCCCUCCCUUUCUCAUCGUCCACCGUAGCAUUAUUUAUUCGUCUCGCCGUGUUUCUUUGCAUCGCGUGAAAACCGCCUCGGCCAGAAGAGGCUGACGUCUUUGUCGAGUUUCUAAAACUCGGUUCAACCCUUAACGGUGUUCGUGCAAGGACGAUCUGAUCGUGAAACGAUGGAAAAGGAGGAUUGGAACUUUUGCUGGAAGAAAGUCGGAUUCACCGCUGUUUUCUUUCUUAGAAAGUAAAUCGAACGUUGUAAUCUUCGAGGAUGAAAUGAUGGAAAAUGGGCUGCUGAAGUCUGUACUCGAAUAGAUAGCAUGAAAAAUUGGUUUAGUCGAUGCGAAGCCAAAGCGACGAGGAUAACGAUUAGCGAAGCGAGCGUGUAAUUAACAGAGAAACGUUUUAUGAGAAUCUGUGUACAAAUUUCCAUUAGGUGAUAUAACGUUUGUAAAAAAAAGAGAAACAAAAGAAUACGAAAGUUCUUCGUGAUUUUUAAUAUAUAUAUAUACAUAGACAUAUAUUAUACAUACAUAUUAUAUAUAAAUAUAUAUAUGCGAUCUUAUGAAUUGACCGUGACACGAGUCACGAUAGAUUCUUUAUCAAAGACGCAUAAUUGUUACGUUUAUUUCACUCGAUAGUUAAUAAAGUCGUGCGUUUCCAUCCGGCUCUCGAUGUUUGAAGAGAAAUGCUCUCGUGAAUGUUAAAUGAAGCAAGUUUGCAAAUACUUUUUGCGAAAAGAAGAAAGAAUAACGUUUCCUUCUUGUUUCUUUUUUUUCUUUCGAUUGUUCUUACCUACGAUUGUGGACAACAUCUGUUUUCUUCAUGUAAGAUUUUACGGAUACGUGUUCUAACAUAUCUCUCUUAUCUUCAUCCUCUCUGACUAAUAGACGAUAAUAAACUUACGGAUUGAUUAAGCAUACUUACGUCGAUCGAGAUAAUUAAGGACGAUUAUAUUAUGACUCUAUCUAUACAUACUGUAUAAAAUGCAUCCUGUAACUUCAUUAUGAUUACCAUUAAAAUAUUACACUUCAACUUU
Molecule: messenger RNA, 5286 nt
Organism: Osmia lignaria (orchard mason bee)
Lineage: Eukaryota; Metazoa; Arthropoda; Insecta; Hymenoptera; Megachilidae
Product: transcription factor hamlet
Biological process (GO): regulation of gene expression
Cellular component (GO): nucleus
Molecular function (GO): protein binding
Source: RefSeq, a predicted model, not a curated record